This is a messenger RNA of Lodderomyces oxycetoniae, 1902 nucleotides long. It is a transcript of the gene WBP1, whose product is annotated as dolichyl-diphosphooligosaccharide-protein glycotransferase. The coding region runs from base 1 to 1902 and encodes 633 amino acids. Gene Ontology annotation, cellular component: oligosaccharyltransferase complex; endoplasmic reticulum membrane. Gene Ontology annotation, molecular function: GTPase activity; GTP binding. The transcript is spliced from 2 exons. NCBI's taxonomy places the organism in Eukaryota, Fungi, Ascomycota, Pichiomycetes, Serinales, Debaryomycetaceae. The record is from RefSeq and is a predicted model, not a curated record.
AUGCUCGGUUUCCUAACUUUAUUAGUGAGCUAUUUGUAUCUAGCAAUUGUAAAUGCUUCGGCCAAAGGCCUUGAGGAGGAGCAUGUUUUGGUUUUGUUUGAUCCGGAAAUAAUUGCAUUAAAUGAUUCAAGUGCUAAUUUAACACCGGAAGUGACACAUUUCAUGCAGCAUUUGAAUUCCAAAUACAAGACUUUUGUUGGCGAUUACAAUGAUGUAGAUAUACUGUUAUUUUCUCAAGAUUAUCCAAAGUUUGACCAUUUGGUCUUAUUUCCUACACUGAAAAAGAGCAUAAAAAACCUGGCCAAUUUAAACCAGCAUCAAUUACUCAAAUUUUUUAACGCAGGUGGUAAUAUUUUUGCAAUUGGCGGCUCAGAUGUGACCACUACUGAGGGGAUCAACUCUUUUUUGAAUGAAUUGGGUAUUUAUCCAUCGCCAAAGAGUUAUAGAUAUAUUGACCAUUUCAACACUGAGAAAGAUGGUGUCGUUGAACUAAAGCAAGAGGAAAAUUUAGUGCAAGAGAAUAGAAUUUUAAAACUGUUGAAAACUGUUGAGUAUAAAGGAAAUGCUGCGUUAAUUUCAAACAGCGAAUUAAUCCAGCCAAUUGUUAAAUCGUCAAAAACCGGCUAUACGAAUAAGGUUGGAGAGACGAUGAAUGGGAAAAACACCUGGACUUUUGGUGAGCAGGGAUAUUUGGCAGUUGGAUUCCAAGCAUUGAAUAACGCAAGAUUAGUAUGGAUAGGCUCAGAGAGUUUGUUAGCUGAUGAUGCCUUAUUCAAGUGGUGUUUUCAAGAAACAGGUGUAAUCAAAUUACAAUUUGUUCAGCAUAUGAAGGCCGACGAACCUGAAAAGAUCAAUCCUCAUCUAUACAAGAUUAAGGAUGAAGCCAUUUACACCAUUGGUGUCUCUGAACUCGUUGAUGGUAAAUGGGUUCCCUUUGAGGUUACAGAAGAAGAGGACCAGUUUCAAUUAUCAUUUAAGAUGUUAGAUCCUUACCAAAGGUUGAACUUGAAGCCAUUGGGUCCUGUCAGCACAUCUCUGGAAAAUAAAAGUGCAUUAGAUGCUUAUGCUUACCAUAUCAGUUUCACAGUUCCUGAUCACCACGGUAUGUUCACUUUUGAGUUGGACUAUAAGAGACAUGGUCUAAGCUACAUCUUGGAUAAAAAAGUGGUGACUGUGAGACAUUUGGCUAACGAUGAGUUUAAACGAUCAUGGGAUAUUUCUAAUUCAUGGUUAUACCUUGCAAGCACCGCACUUAAGAACACCUUGUUCAAGAACGACCGUGCUAGAGGUGACACCGAUUUGGAAGAAGGGCUAGAGUCCACAUCUACUUCGACGAUAUUGAAAUCUAAACGAAUACUACCAACAGUAGGACAAAAUACAACAACGAUAAAAUUCGAAGCGUCAGAUAAGAACUCGCCGUUUGCAGCACAGUUUAAUAAUAUAAAUCUCAAGUUCUGGGAUCUUGGAGGGCAAAGGUCUUUAAGAAAUAUGUGGAGCCGAUAUUUCAAACAAUGUCAUGGUAUAAUAUUUGUCAUUGACUCUACUGAUACUGCUAGGUUUCAAGAAUGUUACGAAACCUUGAUCGAUAUAGCUAAUCAUGAUAGUUGGCUUGUGGACAAUAGUGAGGGUCAAGAAAUUGAUCAAGAAAGAACAAUUGGUAUUGAUGGUACAGUAAAUGUUCCAAUUCUAAUGCUUGCUAAUAAACAAGAUUUACCGCAGGCCGUUGAUCUAGUUAGCUUAAAAACAGGUGUGUUUAUCAAAUUAGUAAGCGAGUUAGAAGCUACUGACUCUAAAUUGUUACCUGUUAGUGUAUUGGAAAAUCAAGGGUUGAAAGAAAGUUUGGAGUGGUUGGUAACGAGGUUGAUAUAUAAUAAGGGAAACAAGCGUCCUGAAUAUAAAUGA